AUGACCCGAGGAAAUCAACAGGGAUUCAUUUCAACGUUGGCCUUGCAGUCAAGUAAAAGAAAAACAAGACUUUUGCUUUAAAUUUGUUUAAAAACCUGUUUCCAACUGGGGUAUUGUCAUGAGAUGCACGUACGUUCCGUUGAGCUUCGUGCUCUGUGCCGUUGCCAUCGUUGGGUGUUGGCCUCUUCAUCCGCUGGAGCCAUCAACGGAUGAGCUUUCUGUGCCUAUUUCCUCAUUUCAAUCACCACUUGAAGAAUUAAUUAUGGGUGGUUUUUUAAGCCGUCCGGGACGUCGAGAAGAGACUAGUCCAAGGUUAAAAUCGGAGGCCGAGGCAAAACCAGAUCAAAACGAGAUUGAGGUUAAUCGGCACAAAAACGAGAUUGCCGAGUCGGAGUCGAGUUCUGACGAACUCACAGUUGGAAUCGAUCCAAUUGAAGAAUGUGAAUUACCAGAAUGCGUUGAUUUGGUUCGAAAUCCUUCUGAUAAGAUGCCAGCUGAUGAAAUUUCGUCUGCUGUCUAUGUCGAUCCAGUUCCUGAACUGCCAAGUCAUCCAGCACCCGAGGAUGAGGUGGUGGAGGUUGACAUUGAAGAACAGGAUAAUAGUCGAGACAUGAGAUCCUCCCCACACGAUGUAAUCCAGGAAUCGUCUUUCAAUGACAAUGAGAAUAUUGUGGAUGUUUCUCAUGAACAACCACAUCCGGACUCUUCUCUCCAUAAGGUCGAUUCAACAGAUUUCCCGUCCAAGGAAGAAGAGGUUACCGUGGAGGAACCACAGUACGAACGAGACGUGAGAUCACCUUCCAUUUUUCCGUUUAGUCUUCCUCAACAUGUUCUUGUUGAUGAGGAUGCGGACGUGAUUGUGGAUGUUAUAAGUGAAGAAUCUCGCCCGGCAUUCGAUCCGUCCAUUCAUUUGAUGGCUGAACCAGUUAUUUUUCAUCCACAACCUUUACCAGUCGAAGACGUGAUCGAGUUAGACUUGGACAUGGAUGACGAAAUGAUGAAAAGGAAGAAAAGAACUCUCCAGAAUCCUAAUAAUAUUCAUUCGGAAUUGAAAGAGUCACAGCCAGGACUCGACGAUGAGGACUUGAUUGACUUAAACGUGGACACGUACAAGCGGAAGAAACGAGCACGGAAGAUCCCUCGCCAUCAGACAGUGCUGGACAAUCCAAUCUGAAAGCCUGGAAUCAAAGAAAAUCUUCGUUAUGCAUUUCAUU
Molecule: messenger RNA, 1214 nt
Organism: Daphnia carinata
Lineage: Eukaryota; Metazoa; Arthropoda; Branchiopoda; Diplostraca; Daphniidae
Exons: 10
Coding region: 119-1174 (351 amino acids)
Source: RefSeq, a predicted model, not a curated record